Messenger RNA from Arctia plantaginis, 567 nucleotides. The record is from the annotation of a GenBank genome assembly. Lineage: Eukaryota; Metazoa; Arthropoda; Insecta; Lepidoptera; Erebidae.
AUGGACGCGCUGGCGAUCACAUUCAGCAGUAUCAUAUUACUGACAAGAUCAACAAACGCAGUUCCACCAAGUGCCUGUUUCGCUAACUUUAGAUGGGAAGAUUGCGGUAGAGAUCCAGAGCCAAAAAUGUACUACUGGAAACCAGGCUCCCGUUGCGAAGUCGGUAUAUGGCGAGGCUGUCUGCCAAGCCUCAAUAUGUUUAAAGAUGAAUACGAAUGCGUUUCGACAUGUGUAUUUUCUGUGAGGGCUCAGCCAAGUGAUUAUCAUAACAAACAAGCUUUAAAUGGGGAUUAUGAAGAGGGUGAUAAUUCUGGUGAAAUUACUACUGUUGAUGAUAUGGAGAUGUCAACUUUGUUUGCCAACACUACAGGUCCAGAAGGUGAUGUUACUGAUGACAAUGCAAAUAAUACUAAUGUGGAAGAUACAACUACCUUAUCCGUAGACAGUGGUGACACGACAGACGACAGCAAUAAGUCAAACGAAGACGGAAAUUCUGAUACACCUGAAGAUGCUACGACAGACUCAUCUGACGGUAUAGAAACAACUGCUGUAUUAUCUGAGGAUUGA